UUUUGCUCAUGUCUUUUUCGUAAACAACAGAGGUAUUCGGUGUUUUACUUUCACUUUAUUUUUUAUCGGCAUUCUUUUUUGCCUUUCUUAUUUGUUUCGUUGGGGACGUCUUUCAUUUUGGUAUCCCAAAUUUGCACCGCCUAUCGUCUCCACAGAGGGGAGCGUUGCAAAUUUCUAAGUUCUUACAAGCAAUCGGUUCCAUCCAAUAAUCCAUAUCCACCAUGUCAUUUCAUUGGUGCGAUAAUCUGCAUACAGCAGUUUUUAGUCCUCGUGACUAUCAAGUUGAACUUUUAGCUGCUGCAUUUGAGCGCAACACCAUGAUAUGUUUGGGCCAUAAAUCGUCCAAGGAAUUCAUUGCGUUAAAACUGUUGCAAGAAUUGGGACAUAAGCAACGACUGCUAGAUAACAAAAUUGCUAUUUAUCUUAGUACGAGCAAGGCGCCGGCAAUGUUUACAAUGUUGCAACACUUAACAGAUUUGAGGGUAUGCCAGGAGCCAAGCACUACUUUUGAUGAUCUGCCUCGGGGGUUUAAUGUUUACAUUUUGCAACCGAAAACAUGUCUACAUUUGAUGCGCGAGGGUGUUCUCAAGAUGGAAAAAGUAUAUUUGCUGGUAUUGGAUGAUUGUCAUCAGGAUACAUUAUUUGCAGACAUGCGAGAAAUAUUUAGUAGUUUUUAUAAAAUCGAAGACCUACAAGAUAUGCCAAAAGUGUUGGGUCUAGCUGGUCCUUUGCAUAGUGCGGGUUGUGACUUAGCUGAACUGUCUGCAAUGCUUAAUGGCCUAGAAAAGACCGUCAAAUGUCGAACGGAAACAGCAAGCGACAUUGUCACAGUUUUAAGAUAUUGUGCCAAACCUUUUGAGUAUAUCGUCCAAUGUGCUCCAUACAAACAAGAUGAAUUAUGCUACAUACUUCAAGAUGUUUUACUUACGCGUAAAGCUUUUCUCAAUAAUCAUCGUUAUGAUCCAUUCGAAAUAUAUUGUACCGAUGAGUUUAUAGAAGAACUGAAAGACAUUCCAGAUCCCAAAAAGGAACCACUCGAAUUUCUUGAGACUAUGCUACAAGUAUUAAUAGAAAUGGGACCAUGGUCAGCAGAUCGUGUGGCGUUUAGCAUGUAUCAACGUAUUGAAAAACAAAAAAUAAAAACACCCCACGAACGCCAUUAUAUUCUAUUAUGUUUGGUGAAUACUGCAUUGUUGGAAGUUCACGCUAUAUGCGAACAAAAUUUCCGUAAAUUUAAAAACAAUCACAAGGAAUGUGUUGAGAAACAUUCAAGCCCCAAGGUUCUUAGGUUACUGGAGGUGUUGCGGCUUUUCAAGCCCGAUGACACAUCAAGUAAGAAUGAUACCAUUAAAAGAAUUAGCAGUGAAUUAGAUCAAAUGGAUUUUCAAAAGCUGUCACGUAUCUUGGAGACAAAAUGUCACAGUGUUGAACAAGCUGUGGAAAAGCAACAACUAGAGAGUAGAUCUAUUGUGGAGAACUUAGAUUCGAUUAUAAAGCCAGAAUUUCAGGCCAAAUUGAAUGCAGAAAAUGCUCAACAAAAUAUUGGCGAGAGUGAAAACAAAACACUCAACAACAAAUUGAAAAAGACUGAAGAUAUUAAAACAACAAGUUCCAAUAUCCAUGGUCAUCAUCAUUCAGGAACACAUCAUAAUCGCCCCAAACGGAGACCAUUUCGGCGACACAAUCGGGACCAUAAUGAUGGUGCUGAUACACUGUGUUCAAUUAUAUUUUGUAAUACGAACUAUACCGCACGUGUUCUUUUUGAGUUAUUGGCUGAAAUGAGCCGACACGAUCCAGAUUUAAAAUUUAUUAAGUGUCAAUUUACUACAGAUCGUGUUGCUGAUCCAAUAACUGAACCAAAAGAGGCCGAAUCGGAACAUCGGCGACAAGAAGAGGUAUUGAAACGAUUUCGAAUGCAUGAUUGUAAUGUUCUGAUAGGUACUUCGGUUUUGGAGGAAGGGAUAGAUGUUCCAAAAUGUAAUUUAGUGGUACGCUGGGAUCCACCUACAACAUACCGUAGUUAUGUGCAAUGUAAAGGUAGAGCAAGGGCUGUUCCAGCAUAUCACGUGGUAUUGGUUGCUUCAGAAACCGAUAUUUUGAAGACCACAAAUGAGCAGUUGAGUGACAAAAGUCAUCGAUUACUAUGUACAUUAUCUGAAGAUCAAGACAAAUGUCUAACAGACUCCGAAAAAUCCGAUAAAGAAGAGGACGGAGAAGAAAAUAAAAUCAAUGGUAUUUCGACCAAACAAAAAUUUGUAUAUGGCUCCAGUAAAGGAACAAUUAAGAUAUUAAAUCCAGAAGUAAUUACAAACAAGCAUCCCUCUAAACAGACUUCCAAGGGAAGUGACAUUGUUCUAAAGGAAAUAGAAGAUGUUCCACUAGCAAUUAAGGAUGCCAACGAGAUUGUUGGGACAAAUGUUGAGGAAAAUAAAAAAGUCGCGGAAUUAAAUUCUUCAAGAGAAAAAGAAAGUACUUCAAAUUGUGGAAAUGAUUCUAUAGGUGCAAUGUCAUCAAGUGAUGAUAAUGAUUUAGAAAAUUCUGUGAUAAAAUCCAAUGAUGAUUAUAAAGUAUACGAUCUAAAUAGUAUUGCGGAAAAGGAUCAAACUUCAAGAAAAACUGCUAAUAAUAAAAAAAUUAAUGCAACCGAAGAAAUAAUGGAAAGAUCGUGUGAAAAUUAUAAAGUCUUUGAUUUAAACAAAAUCAUGGAUGAAGUAUCGAAUAUUAAAGAAACAAAAGUAGUGGAAAAUGAAGAUCAUGGGAAUGAAACUUCACCGAAAAAAGAUUCAGAUUUGAAGAAUGACACUGUUCCGGAAAAAGAAGCAAAAUACUUCCAAUGUCUUUUGGAAGACAAAGUUGUUGAACCCGAAGAAAAAGUAUUGAGCAAUGAAGAGGAAUCGAUAAAAUUUUGCAACAUGAUAAAAACCACCGAUGACAUUGUGAAACAAAUGGCAGAGUAUAGAGAAAUUGAAAAGAUGCUUCUACAAAGAUGUGCCAAUAUUGAACCCGAAGAAAAUGAACAUCGUGAAGCUGACAUUUUUAAUAAAUGUAUUAAACCAUACAAACCAUUAGCUCAGUUGUUAACAGGAGCCUAUGUUGAUCUCAGUAAUUCCAUAGCAUUAGUCAAUAAGUAUUGUGCCAAAUUACCCAGCGAUACAUUUACCAAAUUAACUCCACUCUGGAGAUGUGCCCAUACCAUACGUAAUGGUACCACUAUGUAUCAAUACACCCUAAGACUACCAAUAAAUUCUCCUCUAAAAUAUGAUAUUAUUGGCUUACCUAUGCCCACCCACGUCUUGGCAAGACGAAUGACAGCCUUGCAAGCUUGCGUUGCGCUACAUUCUUCCGGUGAAUUGGAUAAUAAUUUGCAACCGAUUGGAAAGGAAGGUUUCAGGCCUCUGGAACCAGACUGGGAAAAUUUCGAACUUGAGGAACAAGAUGAGAAAAUUGUACAAGAAAAUACAGAACCAAGGCCGGGUACAACAAAAAGAAGGCAAUAUUAUUAUAAAAGGAUUGCCUCUGAAUUCUGUAAUUGCCGCCCCACGCCAGGUGUGGAAUGUUAUUUAUAUUUACUUGAUCUUACCCUCCAAUGUCCUAUACCAGAGGAGCAAAAUACUAGGGGUAGAAAAAUAUAUCCCCCGGAAGACGCUACCCAGGGCUUUGGCAUUCUGACACUCAAAAAAAUUCCCAAAGUCAGUUCAUUUCCAAUAUUCACACGAUCUGGCGAGGUAAAAGUUUCAUUAAUACUACAUCCGCAGCGCAUUGUGUUGUCUAAAGAGAAUAUCACCUCCAUAAAUACAUUCAUAAAUUAUACAUUCACAAAGGUAUUACGACUGAAAAAGUUUUUAAUGCUUUUUGAUCCGGAAUCAACAGAAAAUUGUAUAUUCAUUGUACCAACGGUGAAAACAAACGAUGGCGACAAAAACAAAAUUAUUGACUGGACAUUUUUGGAUUUAAUCGAGCGCAAUGCUAAUAUGAUGCCAACACCUGUACCGGAAGAAAUGAGACAUGCCACUGAAUUUUCUGCGGAGAAAUUUAGGGAUGCCGUUGUUAUGCCUUGGUAUAGAAAUCAAGAUCAACCUCAUUACUUUUAUGUAGCCGAAAUAUGCCAUCAAUUAUCACCGCUUAGUAUAUUUCCCAGUAUGAAAUAUCAUACAUUUAUGCAUUAUUAUUAUUUAAAGUAUGGCUUGAAAAUUCACCCGAAACAACCAUUGCUGGAUGUAGAUCACACAAGUGCUCGUUUGAAUUUUUUAACACCUCGUUAUGUGAAUCGCAAAGGCGUUGCACUGCCAACGAGUUCGGAAGCGACAAAGCGGGCAAAACGAGAAAAUUUAGAAUUAAAACAAAUUUUAGUGCCAGAACUUUGCACUGUACAUCCCUUCCCUGCUUCCUUAUGGCGAACGGCCGUAUGUUUGCCUUGUAUUUUAUAUCGUAUUAAUGGUUUAUUGUUAGCUGAUGACAUACGUAAAAAGGUUGUAAACGAUAUUGGCUUGGGAAAACCAGAAUUGCCAGAAGAGAAAGAAUGGCCCAUGCUGGAUUUUGGUUGGAGUCUCAGUGAUGUUCUGAAAAAAUCUAAAGCAACUAAAGCCCAACAGGCAACUGAAGGGGAUAAUGGUGCUAAAACGGGGACACACAAAGAGAACGAAUCAAGCAAAUCCCAACCCCCUUUGGAAGACGAUCCCAUAUUUACGGAGGACUCAAAUACUGAUAAAACUAUUAAUGAAAUUGUUCAAGAUGCAGAACGCAAGCUAAGGGAGGAAGGUGGAGGUUUUGUGGAAAUUGGUACAUGGUCAAAUGACAUGGCUGCUGAUAUAGAUUAUAAAUUGCGUUCAGAUUCGGAUAGCGAUUAUGAUGAGCUGUUUGACGGGAUUCUUCCACCAACAAUAAAACUUUGCGGAAAAGCUGCAAGGGCAACUUCACCCACAUUCAAAGAUAUUUCCUUAGAUGAGGAUGCUGAAAAAGAAAAGAAAAAGGAAACAUCGCAAUUUAAAUAUUAUGAUUCGGAUGAAUCACCAUACGAGUCUAGUUUUGCCAGCGAUGCCGAAAUGGAUGAUAUGUACGACGAUAUUGAUGACAUCGUUUUAACAUCCAAAAAUGAAGCAGAGACAAUUGAAACUGAACAGGACAUUGAAAAAUUGAAUAAGCAGCUCUCCAUAAUACAGGAAACCAAGGCUAAUGAACGUGACUACCAGGAGACCAAAAAUCUAUUAGUUGGUUAUAAUUUUAUUGACCUUAAAGAACAGCAAUCAGAGGAACUUCAGCGAUCUAUAGAAGAUUUUAAGACAUCGACUCAACGUUUUGUUGAAGAAAUACAAAAUUCGGGUAUGCUAGUUGGGUAUGAUCAAUCGAUAAAAUUGUUAAACAAGAAGAUCAACGAACCUGGCUCCGAUAAAAAUGCUUUCGAUUUGUGUUUGGACACAUUUAAAAAACUUCUUCCCUAUGUUCGAGAGGUCGAUUUGCAAAAUAUUUUAAGUCAAGGUACAUUAAAGUAUGUUCUAUGCAUGGAAACCUUACAUGAUCUCAAUUUGCAAUGGAUAAAAGAACAUCCGGAAGAAACUUUCACAAUAGAAGGAUGUGGUGAUUUAUUUGAUAAUUUUAAUGAUGCUUCUAACCUUUGUAUUGGAGAAGAUAAGCAAUCAAAAAAAAUCAAAUUAAAUUUUGAAAUUCAAGGCAAAGAAUAUCCCUCAAUAGAAAAAAGCAAGAACAACCAAGAGGACUGUGAUAUUUUAAAAUCAAACGAGCAAUCUGUGUCCACAUUUAGUUUCGAUUAUCAACCUGAUUUGGCUACUCACCCUGGGCCAAGUCCAAGUAUUAUUUUACAAGCUCUAACCAUGUCCAAUGCAAAUGAUGGCAUUAAUCUGGAAAGGCUGGAAACUAUUGGUGAUUCAUUUUUGAAAUAUGCCAUAACUACAUAUUUGUACAUAACCUAUGAAAAUGUCCAUGAGGGCAAACUCAGUCACUUGCGAUCAAAACAAGUAGCUAAUUUGAAUUUAUAUCGUUUGGGUAGACGGAAACAACUGGGUGAAUAUAUGAUUGCUACCAAAUUUGAACCUAGCGAUAAUUGGCUGCCUCCCUGUUACUACGUGCCGAAGGAAUUGGAAAAGGCAUUGAUUGAAGCCAAAAUUCCUCCACAUUAUUGGAGUCUGGUGGAUUUGGUUAACAUUAAAAAACUGACGAAUGCGGAAAUAUGCGAACUUGUUCGGAAAAAAGCCGAUGAAUGGGGAUGCAACUUUACGGAUCCGGAUGAAAUGAGCGACGUGGCUGACAGUGGUGGAAAAAUUGACCGAGAAUGGGAUGAUCGAAAUAAUAUACCAUAUGAAUUUUCCUGUUUUAUACCCUAUAACUUAGUAUCUCAACAUAGCAUUCCAGAUAAAUCAGUUGCCGAUUGUGUUGAAGCCCUAAUAGGGGCCUAUCUCAUCGAGUGUGGUUUGAGAGGCGCUUUACUCUUUAUGGCAUGGCUGGGGAUAAGGGUAAUUCCAUAUGAACGCAUACCCUAUGAUCCCAACAAGCCCCGAAUACCGGGAAGUACAUUGCCUGAUUGUGAUAAUAUGAUCACUGUGUAUGGUUCAUGGUCGCCGCCAAAGUCACCUUUAUUACAUUACACACCAAACGCUGAAGAGGCGCUGGACGCACUCCUACAGGGAUAUGAAGAAUUUGAAGAAAGUCUGGGCUAUAAAUUUCGUGAUCGUUCAUAUUUGUUACAGGCCAUGACACAUGCUUCAUACACACCAAAUCGUUUAACGGAUUGUUACCAACGUUUGGAAUUUCUCGGAGAUGCUGUAUUGGAUUAUUUAAUAACCAGACAUUUGUAUGAAGAUCCCAGGCAGCAUUCACCGGGAGCACUAACAGAUUUAAGAUCGGCUUUAGUAAAUAAUACAAUAUUUGCUUCGUUGGCAGUUAGACAUGGCUUCCACAAGUACUUUCGCCAUUUAUCGCCUGGUUUAAAUGAGGUUAUAGAUCGAUUUGUACGAAUACAAACAGAAAAUGGCCACAGUAUAAGUGAAGAGUAUUAUCUACUGUCUAAAGAAGAAUGUGAUGACGCUGAAGAUGUCGAAGUGCCAAAAGCUUUGGGUGAUGUAUUUGAAUCAGUAGCAGGUGCUAUUUUCUUAGACUCAAAUAUGUCCUUGGACGCAGUGUGGCGUGUCUACUACAACAUGAUGCGACCUGAGAUUGAGCAAUUCAGUAACUUCGUGCCAAAGUCACCUAUCCGAGAAUUACUUGAGUUGGAGCCGGAAACAGCCAAGUUUGGCAAACCUGAAAAAUUAGCAGAUGGUCGACGUGUACGUGUUACUGUGGAAGUCUUUUGCAAAGGAACAUAUCGCGGUAUUGGUAGAAAUUAUCGCAUUGCAAAAUGCACGGCUGCAAAGUGUGCUCUACGUCAAUUAAAGAAAAAAGGUUUAAUAGAGAAACGUUAACAUUUUUUCCAUU
Messenger RNA from Musca domestica (house fly), 7425 nucleotides. It is a transcript of the gene Dcr-1, whose product is annotated as endoribonuclease Dcr-1. Gene Ontology annotation, cellular component: RISC complex; cytoplasm; nucleus. Gene Ontology annotation, molecular function: protein binding; RNA binding; ribonuclease III activity. The transcript has 9 exons. The record is from RefSeq and is a predicted model, not a curated record. Gene Ontology annotation, biological process: pre-miRNA processing; siRNA processing; apoptotic DNA fragmentation. The coding region runs from base 222 to 7412 and encodes 2396 amino acids. NCBI's taxonomy places the organism in Eukaryota, Metazoa, Arthropoda, Insecta, Diptera, Muscidae.